This is a messenger RNA of Drosophila ananassae, 1123 nucleotides long. It is a transcript of the gene Loxl1, whose product is annotated as lysyl oxidase homolog 2A. The record is from RefSeq and is a predicted model, not a curated record. The transcript has 2 exons. Gene Ontology annotation, cellular component: membrane. The coding region runs from base 1 to 1092 and encodes 363 amino acids. Gene Ontology annotation, molecular function: copper ion binding; protein-lysine 6-oxidase activity. Gene Ontology annotation, biological process: peptidyl-lysine oxidation. NCBI's taxonomy places the organism in Eukaryota, Metazoa, Arthropoda, Insecta, Diptera, Drosophilidae.
AUGGAAUCACAACCGAUGUUCAUCCUCCUCUUCCUGCUGCUCGGGUGCGGCCAGUGCUUGUGCAGUCGUGGGCUGAAUGUCGAAAAUAACUACCGGAACAUGAAGGUGCGCCUGGCAACCGAUCGCCCCACUCGCGGAGCGGUGCAGGUGUUGCGGGAAGGUCGCGUUGAGGUAAGCUUUGACUUUGGCGCCACCUGGGGAAGUAUCUGCAGCACCACUUGGAGCAUGCGGGAGGGCAAUGUGGUGUGCCGCCAGCUGGGAUUGGGGUACGCGUCCAAGGCCGCCAUGAGCACGGAGCACGGGGAUAGCAAGAAGCAUCCUUGGGAAAUGGUGGGAACACUUUGUCGUGGCAACGAGCGCCGUCUGGCGGAUUGCACGCGGGAGUCCCAUUAUCCAAACGUUUGUAACGCUCGGAAUCCGAACAUUACGGUUGUGUCCUGCGUUAGCCAUUCGGCUGAUCUUGAAAUCGGACUGCGGGACAUCGAAAGGAGUGCUCGGUUGGAGGCGGUGCCCAUGUCGCGGCUCACCUGCGCCAUGGAGGAGCAGUGUGUGUCUGCCGACGCUUAUGUGAUCCGCAGGACUAACCCGAAUGCCGAAAGGAAACUGCUGCGUUUCUCCGUCAAGGCGAGCAAUGUGGGCACGGCUGACGUGAGUCCAUAUGCCAACUACAAGGACUGGGUGUGGCACCAGUGCCACCGACACUAUCACAGCAUGAACGUGUUCGCCACUUUCGAUGUCUACGACUUGAAGUACAAAAAGGUGGCCCAGGGGCACAAAGCAUCCUUCUGCCUAAUGGACUCGGAGUGUCGGCCGGGCAUCCGUAGCAAAUACACUUGUGGAAACACAACCCAGGGAAUUUCAAUGGGUUGCGCCGAUGUAUACACCGACGUCCUGGACUGCCAAUGGGUGGAUGUGACCACAGUGCCCGUCAACCGGCGCUACAUUCUGCGGGUGGCUCUCAAUCCGGAGUACAAGCUCGGGGAGAUCUCCUUCGAGAACAAUGGAGCAGAAUGCAUGCUCGAUUACACGGGAGUCCACAAAACCACCAGGAUUUACAACUGCCGGCGAUCGCCUUUGUGGUUCAAAAUAUGAUUUUUAGGAAUAAUAUAUCACAUAUUUAAAU